Molecule: messenger RNA, 1587 nt
Organism: Malassezia restricta
Lineage: Eukaryota; Fungi; Basidiomycota; Malasseziomycetes; Malasseziales; Malasseziaceae
Product: pyruvate kinase
Exons: 1
Coding region: 1-1587 (528 amino acids)
Biological process (GO): glycolytic process
Cellular component (GO): cytoplasm
Molecular function (GO): pyruvate kinase activity; magnesium ion binding; potassium ion binding
Source: RefSeq, a predicted model, not a curated record
AUGAUGAACCACUUUGCACGCAUGUCUCAGAUUGAGUGGUAUGCCUCACUCAAUCCGAUCGAGUAUAAGAUCCAGAACAAGUCGAUGCGUAAGACCUCGAUCAUCGCAACGAUCGGUCCUAAGACAAACAAUGUCGAGACGCUGCACCAGCUGCGGAACGCUGGUGUCAACAUUAUUCGUCUGAACGCGAGUCAUGGUGACCACGGAUACUUUAAGAGUGUGAUUGAAAACUGUCGCCAGGUCGAGCGCGAAGCUCCGGGCCGUCCGCUCGCUCUUGCUCUGGACACCAAGGGCCCGGAGAUGCGUACGGGCGUUAUGUUGAACAACGAAGAUGUGAAGAUCAAGGCUGGCCACGAGAUGAUUGUCACGACCGACGAGCAUUUCGCCGACAAGUGCAGCGCAGAGCACCUCUAUAUCGACUACAAGAACCUGCCCAAGAAGGUCGAGCCGGGUCGCCAGAUCUUUAUUGAUGACGGUAUCCUGUCACUGCGUGUGCUGCGUGUUGAGGGUGACAACGUGAUCGUGCGUGCUGAUAACAAUGGCACUCUCUCUUCGCGCAAGGGUGUCAACCUGCCAUUGACUGAAGUCGAUUUGCCAGCCGUGUCGCCAAAGGACAUUGAAGACCUGAAGUUUGCCGCGCGGGAAGAAGCCGACAUUGUGUUUGCCUCAUUCAUCCGUACGCGCGAAGACAUUGUGCUGAUUCGCUCGAUUCUUGGAGAGCAUGCGCCCCGCAUGCGCAUCAUCGCCAAGAUUGAGAACCACCAGGGUGUGCUUAACUUUAAUGAAAUUAUGGACGAGGCCGACGGGAUUAUGGUGGCCCGUGGUGACCUGGGCAUUGAAAUCCCCGCACCUCAAGUUUUCCUGGCACAAAAGAUGAUGAUCGCUCGCUGCAAUCUUGCCGGUAAGCCCGUGAUUUGUGCCACUCAAAUGCUCGAGAGCAUGACCUACAACAACCGUCCGACCCGCGCCGAAGUGUCGGAUGUUGCGAAUGCGGUUGUCGAUGGUGCAGACUGUGUCAUGCUGAGUGGCGAAACGGCCAAGGGUGAGUACCCUGUUGAGAGUGUGCGUUACAUGGCCGAGUCAGCGCAACUUGCCGAGGACAGUCUGUCGUACACGGCUCUCUUCAACCAGCUUCGUGGCUCUUUGCACUUGCCCACGUCCACGAUUGAGACUAUCUCGCUCGUGGCUGUGUCGGCGAGUCUCGAGCAGCGUGCUGAUGCCAUCCUGCUCAUGUCGACGUCGGGUGAGACAGCGCGUCUUGUCAGCAAGUACCGCCCCCCGUGCCCCAUUCUUGUCGUUACCCGGAACAAGUACACGACACGUACGUGUCACUUGAACCGUGGCACCUAUCCCUUCCACUACCCGCUGCCGCACAUCCAGGAUAUGUCGCGCUGGCAGGAGGAUGUCGACAACCGCAUCAAGUUCGGCCUUUCUGAGGCCCUGAAGCUCGGCCUCGUCCGCAAGGGCGGCACCAUUGUGGCGGUCCAGGGCUGGCGCGGUGGUAAGGGACACACCAACUCGCUGCGUAUUCUCACAGUGCCUACGACGUCGGAGGGUUACAUUCUCGAGAGCACUACGGCCAACUAG